This is a messenger RNA of Eublepharis macularius, 1825 nucleotides long. Its product is annotated as synaptotagmin-15-like. The record is from RefSeq and is a predicted model, not a curated record. NCBI's taxonomy places the organism in Eukaryota, Metazoa, Chordata, Lepidosauria, Squamata, Eublepharidae. Gene Ontology annotation, biological process: calcium-ion regulated exocytosis; cellular response to calcium ion; regulation of dopamine secretion. Gene Ontology annotation, molecular function: syntaxin binding; phosphatidylserine binding; calcium ion binding. The transcript has 8 exons. The coding region runs from base 301 to 1569 and encodes 422 amino acids.
AGAAGGAAAGGGAAGCCAGUCCUCCUUAGUGCCUCUGUGGCUGUCAGCUUGGGCUGUCGGGCAGAUAAGACAUCCAGGUGGGAAAAAACUGGCCAGCCGUCACCUGAGGUCACCAGGCACGGUGAAGUCUUGGCUGUCACAGUCGGCCCGAAUGCUGGCCAGAGAAGGGGGAGAACGAACUGAGGCUGAGGAAAAAGAAGACAAGAGCUGAACCCCUGUAGGGGAAAGAUGGGGCAGAGAUUCUGAGCAGCACAGCUGGAAGAUCAGUGCUGGCCCCAGUUCUGUAUCUCCAGAAGACCCAUGUCUGAACAGGUACCUGCUGUGAUCGGAGGUGUGGUUGGUGGAAUUCUUUUAUUGGUCCUUAUUGGAAUAGCAGUAUACCUCUUUUGGAAGAAGGCAUGCCUCCAGGCUGCUUACGAAGAACUCACCAGUCCUUCCUCCCCAACUGAUAAGCUAGUUGGUCUACAGGAACCGGGUAUUUGCCAUUCAUCAUCUUCAGUUCACCCUCCAAAUUCAAGCAGAACAAGAAGUGUCCCUUUUAUCAUUCCACCAAAAUUUCAUAAGGAAGCUUUGACUGAUAUGACAAAUGGAGAACAAAUUCAAGACGACAGUGAUCUCUAUGUUACCCCAAACUCUGGACCUCGAUCUUCUUUCCAUUCCUUAGCUGGAGCAUACCUUGUAGGAGCCAUCAACCCAGACCUGUAUAAGUUUCCCGAGGACAAAAGUGAGACAGACUUCCCGGAGGGCUGCAUUGGCCGGCUGUGGUUCUCAGUGGAAUACGAGCAGGAGUCGGAAAAGCUCCUCAUCUCUUUGAUCAAAGUCCGGAAGCUGCAGCCUCCCUCCAGCUCCUGCUGCCCUUUCGUAAAAAUCUACCUGCUGCCAGAUGAGCGGCGGUAUCUGCAGUCUAAGAUCAAGCGCAAAAAUCUCAAUCCUCAGUUUGAUGAGAAUUUUGUUUUUCAGGUUUCCAGUAACACCUUAUACCAGAGGACACUCAAGUUCUGUGUCUACCAUGUGGACAAACAAAAGAAGCACAUUUUCGUAGGCCAAGUAAUGUUCCCUCUAAAAAAGGAAACCUUAAGUAGUGACAACAAAGUUGUCAUCUGGAAAGACUUGGAAACAGAAACCCUGGAGCCUCCUUCUGAACAUGGUGACAUCCAGUUUUCUCUUAGCUAUAAUGACUAUCUGGGCCGCCUCACAGUGGUGGUGCUGAGAGCCAGAGGUCUGAGAAUCCAGAAUGACAGACAGGUGACCAGCGUGUCCGUCAAAGUGUCGCUCAUGAACCGUAAUCAGUUCAUCAAAAGCAAAAGGACCUCGGCUGCCCUAGGAUCCCCUGAUCCACUGUACAAUGAGACUUUCAGCUUCAAGGUAGAUCAGCAGGAACUGGAGACAGCAAGCCUGAGUCUGUCUGUGAUCCAGAACGGCGAGGGAAGUGAAACCUCCUCACUGGGCCGUGUGAUCGUUGGGCCUUUCAUGUACACCAGGGGCAAGGAACUAGAACACUGGAAUGAAAUGAUCAGUAAGCCGAAGGAGCUGGUGAAGAGGUGGCAUGCGCUUGCUGUGAGCACCUGAAGGGCCGAGAUCUUCCUUGCAAAAGAGACACUUUCCGCCUGUAUGGGAGACAAGAUUUUCCACUGUGCAAAUCUGUUGGAUUUCUGGGAUGUAUUUGCGUGGAGGCUUGGCAUCUAUGUUAUGUAGUUGGCAACAGUUCUGAAAACCUGGGGCCACAUAGCAGCAGAGUGGAGAGACCUAGAUCACCAAGAGAAGGUGGUGUGGCCACCUCUCUCGUUCCGCAGGAGACUAUUAAAAUUCAUAUGCUUUUACCAAA